Gracilinanus agilis (Agile Gracile Mouse Opossum) is the source of this 2118-nucleotide messenger RNA. RefSeq names its product RBBP8 N-terminal like (gene RBBP8NL). The coding region runs from base 1 to 2118 and encodes 705 amino acids. The record is from RefSeq and is a predicted model, not a curated record. NCBI's taxonomy places the organism in Eukaryota, Metazoa, Chordata, Mammalia, Didelphimorphia, Didelphidae. Gene Ontology annotation, cellular component: site of double-strand break. Gene Ontology annotation, molecular function: double-stranded DNA binding; single-stranded DNA binding; double-strand/single-strand DNA junction binding. The transcript has 13 exons. Gene Ontology annotation, biological process: DNA double-strand break processing involved in repair via single-strand annealing; double-strand break repair via homologous recombination.
AUGGACAGUUUCACUGAAUGCUUGAACAAGCUGAAGGAUGUCCACGACAAAGAAGUCCUUGGACUGCAGAACAAAUUGUUGGAGCUCAACACAGAGAAGUGCCGAGAUGCCCAGAGAAUUGAAGAACUAUUCGCCAAAAACCACCAACUUCGGGAACAACAGAAAGCCUUGAAGGAGAAUGUGAAGGUGUUAGAGAACAGGCUGAGAGCUGGACUCUGUGACCGAUGCAUGGUGACCCAGGAGCUGGCCAAAAAGAAACAACACGAAUAUGAGAAUUCUCAUCUCCAGAGUCUGCAGCACAUCUUUAUCCUCACCAAUGAAAUGAAUGGGUUAAAGGAAGAAAAUAAAGCCCUAAAGGAAGAGCUGAAGAGACUUCGAAGUCUUGAAGAUAGACCCAAGCACCACCGGGCUAUGUCCAGGGAAAGCAGCUCCAGUCCAGACUCACCAGUGCCCUUACUAUCCCCAGUGGGGCGGAAGCCUAGCACUGAGAAACCACCCCCAAGCCGAGAGACAGAAGAGGACUAUCGUCCCCACACUCCCCUGGGAGAAGAAAAGUCAACAGGAUACCAGACUUCUCCAAUCCCUAAAAUUCCUCCUGGCUCAAACCUGCAGGAGCAGCGAGUUCUGGACAUGAAUCCCCAGCGGAUCUCUAAUCAGCUGCAUGGGACCAUCGCUGUGGUCAGACCAGGCUCCCGGGCUUGCCUCUCUGAGAAGAGCUCUUCAGAGGCACCCACUCCACCCCCUCCGAGAAGCACCCCUCCAUCCCCACCCUAUGACCGAAAUCAUACCCUGGACAGCUACCUGAAAACGAACAAGGAGGACUCCCGGGAGGCUGCUUCUUCCUACGAAUCCCUGAAGUUGACAGCGCGCAGCGAGCACCUUUGUCUUCUCAACCGCCACCUGUCCCUGCAUCGCUUCGGCCUCCGGAGUCACUGCCCUUCGCCCACCGGGGCCCAGAGCUUUUCGCGUGGCGGGCUGAAGGGCGGGGAGGGCGAGGAAGUCCGAAGUCGGCUGCAGGAGGACUGGGAGGACCGCCAGGCCCUCUUGGACCUGCCCGGAGCCAUCGUGUACAUGCGCGACCAGAGACUGGAGGGCACGCUGCAGUUCCUGGAACAGAGAGAGAAGCUUCAGUACCUCCUGGCCCAGCAGCAGCUUCGCGGACUCCGAGUUCGGGUGGAGAGCACUAGAGACCGAGAUUCGGAGCCAGCGGAGCUCGAGGAGAAGCAGCCCUCUCCUCCUCAGCAGGCUGCAGACUCCGGGGGGAAAGAGACAAGGAGGGAAGAGAAGCAUCCGCCCAGGGAACCUUGCCCAGAGACAGUGAGACCUCUGCUUCUAGUGGGCAGUGACUGCUCAGAGCCAAGGGAGAAGGAGGAGAUGAUCCGGAAUUAUGCCCUAGACAAGCCUUUGGACCUCUCCGACUACGGCCGGUGUCGGGAAGCCCCUAGACUCCAGAGCUGGCUCAAAUCUCCUAGGUCCCCAGAGACUCGCAGUCCAAGUCCAAGGUUGGGCGAAAGACCUCCAGCACAGAAGAGCAAAGGGGUUCACCCACUUCUGGCUCCAGAGACCUUAAACAAAUUUCCAGCUUCCAACCCCCAAGAUGUACGUAGAGACGCAGAUCGAGUUUGCAGCCAGGAGAGAGAUGAGCCCCCUGCAACUCUGGAGCAAAUGCCUUCCCCACAAUGUCAUCAUCCCAGCAAGCUAGCUUCAGAUGAGGCUGAACAUGAACCAGGAAUCAGGCUGCGGUUGUCUCUCCGGAAACAAGAAGCAGAUGGACAACCAGAUACCAACCAUAUGGAGUCCACGAAGACAGAGUCUGAUGAGCUGGAUACCUCAGACAGUGAGGUGGCUCCUAAUUAUGACCCAGAAGCCAAGCAAGAAAUCCAGGGAGAAGACCUCAGGUAUUUUUGUGUGAAGGAUAAAAUACAGGGAUUGCCCAAGAAACGCAAACGUGAACAAGAUCCGUGGAGUAAAGUAGCCAAGAAGUCACCAAGAGGAAGGAGGAGACUGAAAGGGGUUUCUGCUCAGACUGAAGAAGAGGGAAGUCCAAAGGAAGAAGACAAUCCCAGUCCUACUUCAAGCAAUGGGACCUCAGAGGAGACAUCUAUGAGUGGGCCAUGA